Messenger RNA from Syngnathus acus (greater pipefish), 1193 nucleotides. It is a transcript of the gene scnm1, whose product is annotated as sodium channel modifier 1. Bases 82 to 822 code for a protein of 246 amino acids. Gene Ontology annotation, biological process: RNA splicing. Lineage: Eukaryota; Metazoa; Chordata; Actinopteri; Syngnathiformes; Syngnathidae. The transcript has 8 exons. The record is from RefSeq and is a predicted model, not a curated record. Gene Ontology annotation, cellular component: nucleus.
CUGAACGCCACAGUUCUCGUAGGCUAGACCGCUGUGUUACUAAGCUACUACUUUAACAUCAAAUGACACUGCUGUACAAACAUGUCUUUUAAACGGGAAGGUAACGACAAGAGUCAGCUCAAUAUCCUCAAAAAACGUCGCGUCGCAGAUCUCCUGUCAAAUUUCAUACCAGAAGACGAAGCAGCACUUCUGAGCAAUGGAAGGUACACUUGCCUUGUGUGCCACUACCGCCCUGUGUUUGACACCGUCGACAUGCUGACAGUCCACAGGAAAGGGAAAAGACAUCUUGAAGGUUUAAAGGCAUUCUAUGGGAAGAAAGCGCGGCUUAAGCAUGAAAUAACAAAAAGGAAACAAGAAAACCUCAUCAGAGCUGAGGACCAGCCGCAGGAAGGUCCCAGUUCAGAAGCUCCUUUACUGGCGCAAACAAGGAAGCUGACCCAUCACGCUUUGCUGAAGACAACCCCAUACAACAGCUGCCAUCGGAGAACCAGCAGCAAAACGGAAAAAAGACCAGCAAGCAGCCAACUUGAACAUGUGGCGCCACCUUGUGGAGCUGCAGAGUCAGCUGAUGUUCUUAGCAUGUCGGGCAGUGAGCGGUCUAAAUCAUCAAGCACCACAGGAGGGCAUCCUCCGUCCGAGACUCCAACAUCUGAGCCCAUGUCGGCCCAGAGGAGACUCGAGUUGGAGCAUUACGUCAAACUAAAAAGCGACGGCUGGCUGCAAGAUCGGUGCGGCCGAUGGGUUAAAGACGAAGGUGUCGAGUUUGAUUCCGAUGAGGACGAGCCUCCCUCGCUCGCAACCGUGCCUUCUCUUAAACCUUAACAACUACGACUUCCCCGACUAGAUGUGACUUGGAUCCGAUGUGACACGACACAUAAAAAAAUAAAAGAUGGCCGCAGGUCUUGAGUGUAUCAAAUGUACCCCUCCUGAUCCCCGCUCAGCUUAAGUGUAAACCUGAAGUGGACGGAGCUACUCGGGUGCUAAUUUGGGUCGUGAUUCCACCAGUUAGCAUCGCGCUCAGCAAAGUGGCGUUGACUUAGAGAAGCACGCGAGGGUCAGAAGAACUAAGGCUGGGACAUUUCUCAAUGCCGCUAAUGUGUCGAAAGCACCACGCGUCCUCCGGUUGGGGACCUUCUGAGGCAGCCAUUUUCAACAUCUUUUUGCAAGCUUGCUCCCCCACACCUACCUGUUGG